CCAGCGUUCCCCUUCAAGACCAAACAUGCGUGGGCUUUUUGCUGGACUAAAGGCUGGCCGGGUUUUUGUUCCCGGGUCAGGUAUUCAACAAAGAGCAACUUACAUCCAUGGCAAACCGCCCAAAGAUAAAAUAGGCGCUGUCACCAUUACAAAACCCGUGACUGAUGGACGACGUCCCGGGAGCAGCCGUUACACCUGUGCUUGCCGUUAAAAGAGCAUAAUUUCAGAUGUUUCAAUGUUGCUGACAUAAUAAAUUUGAAGUUUCACAGUUGUAGUUUGUCUCUCUCUCUCUCUCUCUCUCCUUUUUUUUUUUUUAAAUAUAUUAAACUAACAAAGUGAUGCACUUCGCCAUUUGGACCACUAGUUGGCACAUAAGCAACUGUUGGCGGAAGUAAAACCUCUCACUUUGCUUAUAAACGAGCUCCAUCAGUACAAGGGAUCCAUUAUUGAGAAAUCCCGUGCUCAUCAGGGGUUUAAAUAUUAGGUCACUACACAGCGUUAGUGCGUCUUUAAACGCACCAUGAAGCCGCAGCUGUUUGGGACCAAAGAGCGACCGUGCGUAACACACAAAACCAGCGCGGACGCUGCGCUGUCCUUUCAAGAGGAGCUUGUUGCUGCCAUACACGGAGCAUUUGAAGUGGCCGUGGAGAUCGCGGUUCGCGAGGUGAAAAAGCUUGUGGCAGGGCAGGUGACGAGCGACAUCUAUGAAGAGAUGCGACGAGAAAACGAGUCCCUCAAACAAAGGCUGCAGAGAGCCGAAGCUAAGAUGGACUCUGCGCGCAGAGAGGAGGAGAACUGUGGAAGCCCUCUUACUACAAAUCAGCGCUUCGAUGCCAUAAAGUACACCGAUCAACCGCCACACCCCAACUGCAGUCAAAUAAGGACAAGUGCUGUGGGCAGCGUGCUCAGCUGCACAGAGGUCAGAGGUGACACGACCCCUGCGGGUCACAGCGGAGCGCAUCAGGCUCGUGACAGCCAGGAUCAACAUUUGAGAAGACCCGACGAGCGCAGAUUACGCGAGGAAGAGAGAACAAAUGACGCAGCUUCAGAUCCAGAAAAUGAGCCGAACGAUGGAUGCACCAGAGAGGUAACUGAAGAGAUUUCUCAUGUUUGUAUGGUGAAGAUUGAACGUAUGAACCCAGUAUGUCCAAACCAAGGAGCUCAAGAUGGCAUCUCACCACCACUUUCCAGCAUUCUAGGCAAAUCCAUUCAAGAGCCGGUUACUCAGGUUACUGUAAAGCAGGAGAAGCCAGAAGAGGAAACACAUGGUUCCUCUUGCUGUUUGGAUUCCUUUAAAGUGGAGGAUUUUAGCCUGGAGUGUAUAUCUGGAGUCCAGUCCAAAAUGUUGGAGGAGUGGAAACCAGAAGUGCCGAAUAUUCAGAGCCAAGAUUCAAACUCUCAGCUGUCCAGUGCUGGGCUCGAUCAGGCAGCUCAUCCUCCAAACCCAGCCUCCACCCUUCAACCAUCCACAGAUCUUCCAUCCCUCCCUGCAGAGUUCUCCAGUAUCUUCCAGCUCCCCGAAUCAGCUCCUGUGUCAGAGGCCGCUCCACAGGUUUACCCAGUCCAUGUUCGAACCAGUCAUAAACUCAACCACCCCAUAGCUACCCUCUAUGCCUGUAAGUCCUGUGGUCAGACUUUCCAUCUGCCAAGCUUGUUGCGCCGGCACACUGGCCAGUGCCAGCUAAGGUUCCAGCAACGCUGUCAGCAACCUGUAGCAGGAAGCAAGAGGACCAGAUUGCAGCUUUACCCACCGGGUUGCAGCCCCUUCCGCUGCACAGUGUGCAACCGAGAGUUCAAUCGCAUGGAGAAUCUCAAGACCCACCUUCGCAUCCAUACAGGAGAGAGGCCAUAUACCUGCUCAGUCUGCUCAAAGUGUUUCCGUCAUUCUGGUGCUUUAACCAGGCACUUCCGUAUCCACACUGGAGAGAAGCCUUACAUCUGUGGACAGUGUGGAAAGUCUUUUAGAAACUGUGGUGGGCUCAAAUUCCACCAGCGCUCUCAUAGCAAGCAGCUACAGUAGUGUGGUUGUUGAGAUUGAAAUUUUGUUAUGCAAUAUGCAUAAAAGUUGAUUAUAUGCAAGGCUCAAUAUGUUUAAAUUUUAUUUUUGUGUUAGCAGCCACCUAUCAGUCCUGCCUCAGAGGAGUCAAGUGUAAAAACAAGCAACAUUCACUAAUACAGGAUGCAAAUAUUUACGUUUCUGAGGUGCGUCAUGCUCAGUGGCCAUAAUCAGUCAUUUAUAACCUCCUUACUGUAUAUUGAUAUAACCUGAAAUGACUCACCAGUAUGAGGUCUCUUAUCUGUCCCAUGCACUUUUUUUUAGACCAGGUCUUCCCUUUGAGACUGUGUUGUUUCAAAAGAAAUCUUACAAAGCAGUAUCUCAAGUUAUAGAUACUGCAACGAGCA
Messenger RNA from Oreochromis niloticus (Nile tilapia), 2403 nucleotides. RefSeq names its product zinc finger protein 184. The record is from RefSeq and is a predicted model, not a curated record. Gene Ontology annotation, cellular component: nucleus. The coding region runs from base 521 to 2020 and encodes 499 amino acids. NCBI's taxonomy places the organism in Eukaryota, Metazoa, Chordata, Actinopteri, Cichliformes, Cichlidae. Gene Ontology annotation, biological process: regulation of gene expression. The transcript is spliced from 4 exons.